This is a messenger RNA of Beauveria bassiana ARSEF 2860, 2844 nucleotides long. Its product is annotated as protein tyrosine phosphatase (Pyp1), putative. The coding region runs from base 1 to 2844 and encodes 947 amino acids. The transcript has 4 exons. Lineage: Eukaryota; Fungi; Ascomycota; Sordariomycetes; Hypocreales; Cordycipitaceae. Gene Ontology annotation, molecular function: DNA binding. The record is from RefSeq and is a predicted model, not a curated record.
AUGAGCGACGACCAACCCUAUGUCACAAUUCGUGCUCGCCAGCCCGUAGGGAAUCUAGGCGCACGCAACGGUGACCCAUCUUCCGCUGCCCGCGCCUUUCCCAACCGAGGCCGCUCGUCGCACCGUUACAAAAAGGUGGAAGCUCUACUUCUUCACUGGGGCUCCGAUGACCUUUUUGUACUGCCAGAGCUGGAAGAUCUGGAAAAAUGUCUCAGCGAAGACUAUGCGUUUGAUACGGACAUCUUUGCCAUCCCAUCUGAGAAUUCGCAUCUUGAGCUGAUGAUGCGCGUUGGCCAACUGAUCAAAGAGCACGAAUCACCCGAUACGCUUUUUCUUGUGUACUAUGGUGGUCAUGCUAGAAUCGAUGAGUCGCGUCAAAGCACUUGGUGCGCGACACGAGAGUCGAGCUCUGCCUGGCUACAAUGGUCUGCUAUUCAAACACUCCUUGAACGCUCAAAGUCAGACGUUCUCAUUUUACUAGACUGCUGCGCAGGCGCAGCGAGCGCUACCUUCCCCACAGGAAACAGCAUUACCGAGACGAUAUCUGCGUCGAGCUGGGAUGCCAUCGCUCCUGAUCCGGGCCGUUAUUCUUUCACAAAUGCCUUAAUUGAAGUUUUGCAAGAAUGGAGAUCGCGAACCUUUUCUGCCGCCAUGUUGCACGCCGAGGUGUUGGCUCGCUUGAAGCAUCCUCGCCCAAUCGCCAUCAACGGCAAGCUCUUUGAAGCGCGGUCGACUCCGGUACAUUUCAUGAUGACAGCAAACCACAAAGCUCCAAGCAUCGAACUAUGCAGCACCAGGCCCUCGCAAAAGCUGCCCCCGUCACCGCCAUUGCCCCUAUCUCCGCCACGGCCGAGCAACGGCUCCGGUGUCGACCCGAUGGGCAUUACUCGAGGGCCCUGUCCGAACCCUAUACCCAGAGCGUCUGUGUCCAGCGAUCCAAACGAAGAUACACCGCAUGUGAUGAUCUCGCUGGCAUUGGAAGAUGACCAGAGGCUCGAUAUUAAUGCAUGGGAGCAAUGGCUGAGUGCCUUUCCCUCGCUUGCCAAGCAUGUCAAAGUUCAAGGAGUCUUCAAGAGCCACUCAACUCUGCUUCUUGUUUCCAUGCCCGUAAUGAUCUGGGAUCUGUUACCGGAAGAUCACGCGACAUCUUUUGUUGCCUUUAUCAGAUCUAACAAUCUUGCCAUACCAAAGAAUGCCCAGCAACCACCGGUUAUGAGCGCUGCGGCGCAAGCUCGUCAGUCCCUAGGUGGUAGAAAUGACACAGAGUCAUUUUUAUCUCGCGUUUCCGGUACCACGUUUGCUGCUGCAGACCACGUAUACGAUAGACGGCCGGCAGAAGCACCCGGUCUUGGCCGCGGCUCUGCUGGGACAAUGACAAGAAACGAACAGCCUUCUGGCUAUCCAAUAGCAUCUAGUGCUUCCGGAUCACCAGUUCUGUCCUCACAGGGUGGCCCGAUUGUCCAGCCGCUUCGAACGGUGGACUCGAGUCUGUCUCUCCAGACUUUGCAGCGUCAGCCGUCGUCUGCAUCGCCCCUUGAAAGUUCUGGGAUAUCGAGACAAAUCAUCCUCAAUCAACAACAAGCAAUGCGCCGCACCGUCUUUGGUGACAAUGCCCCCGAACCGAAACGCUUUGCGAACCAUGUAGAAAGAAGACUAGAGGAAUACUACCAGCACGAGCCCUUGCCCAAUGAUGCGCAGAGCGCGAUGCUAGCUUCUAAUUUGGGCAUCGAAUUAUGGCACCUCGAAGUUUGGUUUCAUCACAGGCGCGAAAGCGAUAUCGUGUCCACUCGAUUUGCAAGUAUGAAACUGAAAGACCUGUCGCGCGGAGGCAGUGAUGGACCGCGCAUGAUCCUGCCCACCGCCCUUGCGGAGUUGCUGGAGCUGUCCUUGCCUGGCCAACUUUUAUCAUUUGACCUUCGUUCAGCGAGCGAUUUUAGCAAGUCACACUUGCAUGGAGCAUUGAACCUGCGUGCUCCGCAAUCCUUUCUCCAGAUUGCAUCUCUCGAUAUAAUUGAGCGAUGCUUCACUGAAGAGGAAAACCGAAAAGCAUUUGCCGCAGGACUGGACUGCAAAUAUGUACUUUUCUACUCAAAGGGCAUCGAUUCUCCAUCCGGCUGUCCUACUGCAUCAAUUUUACUGGACAAGCUACGAUCGAGUGGCUGGUUCGGUGAAGGAUUCAUAUUAAAGGGCAACUUUCGCGAGUUUAGCGUCUCGUUUGAGAAAUUCAUCGUCGGCGCCAAGGCAACCUCAGCAGCAAAGACUUGGUCGAACAGAUGGCAAGACGUAGUUCCUUCCGGCUCAGCUGAAAUCGAGAGCAAGAGGAGAUAUGCACAAUGGCUAGAUGCCCGCCGAGCAGAAGAUAGACAGCAGCUAUCCCCGUAUACAACAGAGCAGCUGGCUGAGCGAGCAGAGCGUCUUGAGUCCCAAGAGCGUGAGCUCGAGGCCGAGUUCAGAGAGCAGCACAACGACUUGUAUCGAAAAGCGCGAGACCUACAGGCCGACUAUAAGGCAAACUCCUUUGGAGCAGGCGCCGGAAUGGUGGAAUAUUUAGACCGAGGCCUAGGCAAGCUACGAGGCGAGCUGGCGCAUGAGCCGGCACACCCAAGUCCCUACCAGGACGCCGCCAGCUCGUCUAAGACGCACGCCGACGAUUACGUGGGCAAAGUGUAUCGCGCUGCUUCGGAAGAGACGGACGGCUACGUGGAGGUUCCCAGGGCAAGCGAUGUCCGACCAGUGCCAGGCGGACGUCCGCCGUCCAAGACGGGAGCCCAGCAGGAAGAUGUGGCGCGCCGUGGCCGGAGCGGUGGCGGUGGACUGCUUACUAAGGUAUUUCGACGAUCUUGA